Messenger RNA from Scatophagus argus, 2915 nucleotides. It is a transcript of the gene fgf19, whose product is annotated as fibroblast growth factor 19. Bases 1308 to 1928 code for a protein of 206 amino acids. The record is from RefSeq and is a predicted model, not a curated record. Gene Ontology annotation, biological process: animal organ morphogenesis; fibroblast growth factor receptor signaling pathway; positive regulation of cell population proliferation. The transcript has 3 exons. NCBI's taxonomy places the organism in Eukaryota, Metazoa, Chordata, Actinopteri, Scatophagidae. Gene Ontology annotation, molecular function: growth factor activity; fibroblast growth factor receptor binding. Gene Ontology annotation, cellular component: cytoplasm.
GAAGUCUGGGCUUGAGUUUGCAUUUUGAUGAAUGGUAAUGUUUACUCUCCAUUACAGUUUAACUUGUUUGUAUGUAAAUGCAAGGCUGAACAGCGGAAGCACAGGCCAGAAUGUGAUAAGAGCGGAAAGAAGUCUGUUAUUUUAAUGUGGAAUGACCCAGUCUCACAGCUCUGCUUGAAUUCAGACCAAUAUGUAGACUUUACCCUGUCCACAAAUAAAGCAUGUGCAAUUUGACUACUUUGGUAGCACUUUAUGUAACACAAUUUUGCAACGUGAUCAUCAGUAUAAUGCACAUGCAGUUUUAAUGUUCUAGUGUUUACAUAGGCUGGAACUGUUCCUUCUGCCAGACUGCUCUUCACAACCCAAAAAAUAUUAAGAAAAUUACUGUUACUACUACUGGUAUACCACACUAUGCUAUAUGUUAAUACUACUAUUAUGAAUACUGUAGUCAGAUCCUUUACCUAAGUAAAAGUAGCAAAACCACAGUGUAAAAGUGCAUUGGACCUAAUAUGCUAAUUCAGUCUAUAAUUUAAGUUUUAUUUAAGUAAAAACAUUAUUAUUAUGAGAAGAUACAGUUGAUCUGUAACAGCACAACAUAUUUUAUGGGCUCAACGUGGCCUACCUGAGAUUUGUAAGACAGUCUUAUGUAAAUGUUCAUAGCGUUGGUAGCUUUGUUCCACCACUGCGCUGCUUGCCUAGUGUGUACCUAAUAAUAAUAAUUAUCAUAAUAACAUUCAUAAUGUAAUUCCAAUAAUAUUAGUAGUAGUGCUGAUGAUAAUAAUGAGGGGAAAUGCUGAUGGACCUGCUUUAUUAUUAUAAACAGCAGCUUGAUAGUAUAGCUGUAAUAGACUGCCUGACCUUACCGACACAUGGAAAACAUGUGGAGCUCUGACCUAUUCACUGAAGCCUGUGGUGUGUAUGUAGCCCUCUGGUGUGCCACAGGGAGACGUGCGUGGACGUUGAUGUAGCCCCGAGACAAGUCGCGUGCUACGUCGACAGUUCGAAUCUGUUUGUGUGUUUUAUGUGUUUAUUAAUUGAGCCUGUUUUGCCCAAUUUUGAAUAAAGUGAGUGUCAUUUCAAGGAGUGGUGUGGGGCUCCCUCUGGGGCCGAGAGUAAUUCAGUUGGAUGAAGUGCAGGGGUGUGUUGUGAUCAGCUUCUGGGAACUGGGUUUUGGAGAGAGGGUUAUCUGCAACUGAUAAGGGCCACAUUUAAAAGGCUGCGUUCGGAUGGGGCUCACUUACUGCAAACUGGUGGGAGCUGCAAUAGAGAUAUUAAAAUUAUAUUAAAUCUAGAUAUUAAAUUAAAUUAUGCUGCUGUUCGCCACCACUGCGUCCGCUGUCACUAUGUUUUUUUCGGUUGGAGUUCUUUGCAUGCCUCUGUUGGACCAAGCACCGCACAUCGCCCACGGCUGGGGCCAGGUGGUGCGGCUCAGGCACCUGUACGCCGCCAGACCGGGAUUGCACCUACUGAUCAGUGAGGAUGGACAGAUCCACGGCUCUGCAGACCAAACUCUGUACAGCCUGCUGGAGAUCCGUCCAGUGGAUACAGGCUGUGUUGUCAUCAGAGGAGCAGCAACCGCACGCUUUCUGUGCAUAGAAGGCGAUGGAACACUGUACUCAUCGCACAGCUACAGCAGAGAUGACUGUACCUUCAGAGAGCAGAUCUUGCCGGACGGGUACAACAUCUACACUUCAGAAAGACAUGGAGCCUUGCUCAGUCUGGGAGAUCACCGGCAGAGGCUGCAAGGUCAAGACCGAGGUGUCCCAGCUCUGGCCCAGUUCCUCCCCAGGAUCAGCAUCCUAGAUCAGACCUCAUAUCCUGAUCACUCAAGGCAGAGUGCAGCAGAAACAGAAGAACCUAUGGACACAAUGGACUCUUUUGGAAAGCUUUCUCAGAUCAUUCACAGUCCCAGUUUCCAUGAGAGAUGAGACAGCAACUCUAUGAUACCAAUACAUGGUUGUGUCCUGGGGAGAACCAUGCACUCCAUCCUGCAUGUUGUAAAACCAGGGACCGACUGUACUUCCAGGUGGCAACAUUCUUCCUGCACUGUCCCGUCAGUCAGGUCCAAACAAAAUACAAGUGCAGUGUCCUAAAGAGUGGGGAAUAACACCUGCACUGAGCAUGAUCUUUCAUCCUGACAUUUUCAGCAACAACCUUUACAGAAUACCGAACAAGCAGCUGGAGUGUGCUCGUUCAGCCUUGCUGCGAACAAGCUGAUAUGCACAUGGAUGGAUGUGUUAGACAUUCUGGUUUGUUCAGAGAGACGAAAAGGUGCAGCACCCAGUAUCCAUAGCUAAACCAAGAGUAGCACCUAUGGAAAGCAGAAAAAGGAAAAGAAUGUUAUAUUAGUCACACUGUUAGAUCCCAAUAAGUACAGUGCCACAUGAAGGAGCGCUAAAAUGUGAUCAGACUUUUUGCCCAUUGAUUCUUUGCCACCCUAACACAAAGUCUUUCUGUUGAGGACAGACAGCAAGUAUGCUUCCCAGCUGUUUCUUCUUCUGGUUGAAGAAGAAUCUCCUCAGUAAACUAAGGAAGGGGAACAAGACUUUGCCAUCUGUAGCUGAGGAUCAGGAUGUUAGUAAAAUUAAUUGCAAAAGGGUAGUAAGUUAAAAGCAUGACAGGCAAAAUGUAUAGUCUUCUUGCAGCAGUUUAUUUGUUGUAUUUAUUUGAUUAUUUAAAGGUCCACUAGUUUCACUGUGAAUAUCUUGAAUUCUUUUUUGAUUGCAACUGUAAAGCAACAGUUUGGACUGACAGAAGACUUUUGAAUAAAGUUAUAAUGAAUCAUUCCAAACAGGGUCACUAUGUGAGACUAAUGCUUGUUAAAGUGAAAAUACAAAAAAUAAAUAAAUGAUGGUUUUCAAACAUUUAUUUCUAGUCUGCAUAUAUGCAUUCAUCCAUCCAUUUUCUAUACUGCU